Messenger RNA from Hyla sarda, 2132 nucleotides. It is a transcript of the gene TPM1, whose product is annotated as tropomyosin 1. The record is from RefSeq and is a predicted model, not a curated record. Gene Ontology annotation, cellular component: actin filament. The coding region runs from base 108 to 1088 and encodes 326 amino acids. Gene Ontology annotation, biological process: actin filament organization; cardiac muscle contraction. Lineage: Eukaryota; Metazoa; Chordata; Amphibia; Anura; Hylidae. The transcript has 10 exons. Gene Ontology annotation, molecular function: actin filament binding.
GCCCAGGGCUCAGAAGAAGAAGGAGCUGAACCUCUCUCUGCAUCCUCCCCAAGUCCUGUUUUCUGUCCCAUUUCUCUGGGUGACUACCCCCAAACCAAACAGCAGCCAUGGACGCCAUCAAGAAGAAGAUGCAGAUGCUCAAGCUGGACAAGGAGAAUGCCUUGGACAGAGCAGAACAGGCUGAAGCCGACAAGAAGGGAGCAGAGGACAAGAGCAAACAGUUAGAGGAAGAGAUUACCCAAUUCGAAAAGCAGCUGCGGGAGACAGAGGACUUGAGAGAUAAGAUUUUGGAUGACCUUCAUCUGGCUGAAGAGAGCCUCCUAGGUGCAGAAGAGAAGGCGGCUAAGCUGGAGGAUGAACUUGUAGCACUGCAGAAGAAACUAAAAGGUACUGAAGAUGAGUUGGACAAAUAUUCUGAAGCCCUGAAGGAUGCCCAAGAGAAGUUGGAACUUGCUGAGAAGAAGGCCACUGACGCUGAAGGAGAUGUAGCCUCACUGAACAGGCGCAUCCAGCUGGUAGAGGAGGAGUUGGAUCGUGCUCAGGAGCGUUUGGCCACAGCCCUUCAGAAACUGGAGGAGGCUGAGAAGGCUGCAGAUGAGAGUGAGAGAGGCAUGAAGGUCAUUGAAAACAGAGCCCUGAAGGAUGAAGAGAAGAUGGAGCUGCAGGAGAUCCAACUGAAGGAAGCCAAGCACAUUGCUGAGGAGGCUGACCGCAAAUAUGAAGAGGUUGCCCGUAAGUUGGUGAUCAUUGAGGGUGACCUGGAACGUGCAGAGGAACGUGCUGAACUGUCAGAGAGCAAAUGUGCCGAGCUUGAGGAGGAGUUGAAAACUGUCACCAACAACCUGAAAUCUCUGGAGGCCCAGGCAGAAAAGUACUCCCAGAAAGAGGACAAAUAUGAGGAGGAAAUCAAGGUUCUUACAGACAAACUGAAGGAGGCUGAGACACGUGCUGAGUUUGCAGAGAGGACAGUAGCCAAGUUGGAAAAGACCAUUGAUGACUUAGAAGAAAAAGUUGCACAUGCAAAAGAAGAUAACUUAAAUAUGCAUCAGAUGUUGGACCAAACACUUCAGGAGCUGAACAACUUGUAAAACGGUCUGCUGGCGUUUAGCUGUGACACCUGGUUUUCUGAAGACACUGCUUGUCAAGGCGUCCCUAGAAUUGCAGUUUUUGAAGGAAAAACAGCAGGGUGGGAUUGGAAAAGAUAUAUAUAUAUUUUUUUUUCUUUAUUCCCCACCCUUUCCCUUUUACAAAUGGUUAAGGACUUAACACAUUAAUUACAAAUGGUUAAGGACAUGCUCACAUAUUAAACUGGGAAGGGAUGGAUUAGAAUGCAGUUAGCCAUCGUGCCAAGUAUGAGUGGCCUUUUACUGGCUAAAUUUUGUUUUUGUCUGUAUUUUAUUUUUAUUUUUUUUUUAUUUUUAAUGGUUUGCUUUGGUAUCUGCCUACAUUUUUUUUUUUUUUUCCUGCUAACAAAAUCCUCACCUAUCCAAAAUCUGGUCCAAAAUGAUGUACCUCUAUUGAAAGCAUAGUCAUGCCAGGAGACUGAAGUAAAAAUAAAGCCAUCGUGGGGCAUUGGCUACUGUUUACACUAAAGAAUAAGGAGCGCAUUUAAAAUUAUGUGGGCCAGUUCAUAAACAUCAGUUUCUCUGUAACGGUUAUUUUCUGUGAACAUGUAAGGUACAUUAUUGUUUUAAGGUCAAAAGGACAAACCCAAAGCUAAUAAAUCUCAAUCAUAUCACGAAAUAAGCAGUAUGGCUCAUUCCCAAUAUUUACUGUAUGAGUUAUUUGAAAUAACAUACUGUCUGUUCUGAUGUACAAUGAUUGAUUUUGUUUAUAGAUUUAAGAUUAUUUAAAUUGUAUCUAAUUUAAAAUCUGACAUAUUAGAAGCUGCCCAUUUAGACUUAUUGUCUUCCAUUAUAACCGCCAUGAGAAUUAUCUUACAUCAGAUCUGUUCAUUUUUGUGAUCUAACUGCAUUCCUCCUCCCCUAUUUUUUUUUUUUUUUUUUUUUUUUAGCUGAAUGCAGAUGUUGUAACCAUUCCAAAAUAAUUUCAAAUUGGGAGAGAUUAACUAUUCAUGCGGACAUAAUCUUUGCAAUGCCUCACUUCUAUUUUUUUAUUUUUAUUUUUUUUUU